Staurois parvus is the source of this 374-nucleotide messenger RNA. NCBI's taxonomy places the organism in Eukaryota, Metazoa, Chordata, Amphibia, Anura, Ranidae. The record is from the annotation of a GenBank genome assembly.
AUCAGCUGUAUCCAAUCACAGCUGAUCACAUAGCACUGAUGAUCAGUGUGCCCUGAUGAUCUGUGUAGCCCCAGCAGCGCCACCUGUCAGUGUCCAUCAGUGCCAGCUCUCAGUGCUCAUCCAUGCCACCUGCCAGUGCCACAUUUCAGUGCCCAUCUGAGCUGCCUUUCAGUGUCGCCCAUUAGUGCCAGUGGUGCCAGUCCGUGCCAUAUAUGAGUGCCGCCUUUCAAUGCCCAUCAGUGCUGCCUGUCAAUGCCCAUCAGUGCCACCUACCAGUGCCUCCUUAUCAGUGCCACCUAUCAGUGCCCAUCACUGCAGCCUCAUUAGCGCACAUCCGUGAAGGAGAAAAAUCACUUAUUUGCAAAAUUUUAUAA